Aureobasidium pullulans EXF-150 is the source of this 1485-nucleotide messenger RNA. Its product is annotated as MFS general substrate transporter. Gene Ontology annotation, molecular function: transmembrane transporter activity. Gene Ontology annotation, cellular component: membrane. The coding region runs from base 1 to 1485 and encodes 494 amino acids. Lineage: Eukaryota; Fungi; Ascomycota; Dothideomycetes; Dothideales; Saccotheciaceae. Gene Ontology annotation, biological process: transmembrane transport. The transcript has a single exon. The record is from RefSeq and is a predicted model, not a curated record.
AUGCCUCCACCUCAAGGACCACCAACAAAUGAUCAUCCGGAACUCAAGAUCGGCGGAUUUCACGAAUUCUGCUUUAUAGCGGCAGUUGUCCUCGCACAAUUUUUCUGUCUUGCAGGUCUGGGCCAAGCAAUUGCACCGGUCAAAAUCAUCUCAGCUGGAUUGGGUGUCAACAAUCCUGGUCAAGAAGCAUGGUUCUCAGCCGCAUACAGUCUCACCACCGGUACAUUUAUCCUGAUCGCCGGUCGACUUGGUGACAUCCUCGGUCAUAAACGCGUGUUUGUGUUCGGGUACCUGUUUCUUGGAAUCUGGUCCGGAUUUGCCGGGUUCAGUGCUUACGUCGGCAGACAGAUCUUCUUCGACGUCUGCAGAGGCAUGCAAGGCAUCGGCAGUGCGUUACUGGCUCCCAACGCUCUCGCACUGCUCGGACGCGCAUACCCUCCUGGUAUCAAGAAGAAUCUCACCUUUGCGUUGUUCGGCGCCAUGGCACCAUGGGGGUUUGUGAUCGGUGCGCUCUUCGGAGCUCUCUUCUCGCAAACCACGUGGUGGCCCUGGACUUUCUGGAGUUACGGUGCCGCAGCAUUCGGCAUGUCAGCUUUCUCACUGCUCGUCGUGCCUAAACAGCUAGCCAAGGAGGCUCAAUUCGCAGGCGUCACGCAUGUACCCGGUUUUGACUGGACCGGCAGUGCGCUGGGUGUCAUUGGACUUGUACUUGUCAACAUUGCAUUCAACAAUGGACCCUUGUACGGAUGGUCCACACCUCAUGUAUACUUUGUUCUCAUCAUCGGACUCCUGGUACUGGUAGCGUUCUUGUGGGUAGAACGUCGGGCUUCGUCUCCCCUUCUGCCUGUCUCCGCCUUCAACGCAACAGUCACUUACACCAUGGCUUUGAUCGGCAUCGGUUGGGGCAGUUUCGGAAUCUGGAUCUACUACUCAUGGCGCUUCCUCGAAGAGUUCCGUCACUUGUCGCCGCUCAACGUUUCUGCUCAAUUCACGCCCGCCUUGGUAUGCGGACUCAUCGCUGCAGGUGCUACCGGGUUCAUGCUCACGCAUACUCCUGUAUCAUUCACAAUGUUGAUCGCCAUGCUGGCUUUCUUUGUGGGUCAGGUCAUCACUGCCUUUAUGCCUGUCAACCAAUCUUACUGGCCGCAAAUGUUCGUCUCAAUCCUCAUCAUGCCUUUUGGUAUGGAUAUGUCCUUCCCUGCCGCCACCGUCAUUCUCUCCAACCACAUGCCUCGCGAGCAUCAAGGUCUUGCGGCGUCGUUGGUCAAUACCAUGGUCAACUACUCCAUCUCACUGGCGUUGGGUAUCGCCGGCACAGUCGAGGUCUCAGUCAUGACUCAUGAUGGCACAAUCACAGAUUCGAUAUGGGGUGUCCGUUGCGCGUUCUUCACAGGUCUCGCUCUUGCUGGCUGCGGCCUUUUACUAGGUGUUUCGUACUUUGUCAAGUCGAUGGUCAAGGAAGGCUGGAAAGUUGCGCAGCACUAA